GCCUCAGACUCAUUCAUGACCAACUCUACUUCUAAACGCAACACCAACAACUUUGUACACUCCUCGCCUUCUCGGUACAGAAUUAGGAGGAUUUGGAACAAAACCCCCUCAUGCUUCUGCUCUCCACUUCACUUCCACUUCAGUUCUCUCAUUUCUUCUUCUUCCCGCCCCUUCUCUCUCUUCUCAGCGCAAAUGUACUCCCAGACUCAUCUCCUUUCUCAAUCUCCCUCUUUUCUUUCUCUCUCCUCAAAUUCCUCCGCAUUCAUCCCCAAUCAUCGUGAAAUUCAAUCGCUCCAUUUCUCUUCCACCUACUCUCUCUCCUCUUCGCGUUACUCUCUCUCUUCUCGAACAAACCUCAUUCCUACUCCAAUGGCGGCGUCAAAUCCGGACCUCUUGAAUCAUCAGACCGACGGAGACCUUCUAGGCUUCGACAAUGGAAACGUUGAUCGAUUUUCCGAUGUUGCGAAUGAGCUCGCCGAUGCUUCCGGUGAAGUCAUCCGCAGUUUCUUCCGGAAGAAAUUCGAGAUCCUUGAUAAAGAUGAUCUAAGUCCGGUUACUAUUGCUGAUCGAACUGCAGAGGAAUCUAUGGUUUCCAUUAUUAUGAAACAUUUCCCGUCUCACGCAGUUUUUGGAGAAGAGAAUGGUUGGAGGUGUAAAGAAAAACACUCAGAUUAUGUAUGGGUUUUAGAUCCUAUUGAUGGCACAAAGAGCUUUAUAACUGGAAAACCUGUGUUUGGUACUCUCAUAGCUCUUCUGUACAAGGGUAAGCCGAUACUGGGUAUAAUUGAUCAACCUAUCCUAAGAGAAAGAUGGAUUGGUAUAAAUGGUAAGAGGACUACAUUAAAUGGGCAAGAAGUGUCAACACGAAGCUGUACAGAUUUAUCACAAGCUUAUAUGUACACUACAAGUCCCCAUCUUUUUGCCGGAGUAGCUGAAGAUGCAUUCAUUCGCGUCAGGAAUAAGGUUAAAGUGCCACUUUAUGGGUGUGACUGCUAUGCUUAUGCCCUCCUGGCUUCCGGGUUUGUAGAUCUCGUUGUUGAAUCUGGGUUGAAGCCGUAUGACUUCCUUGCAUUGAUACCGGUUAUAAAAGGCGCUGGUGGGACCAUAACUGAUUGGAAAGGCGAAGAAUUCCACUGGGAAGCUUCGCCAGACUCUCAGGCAACAGAUUUUAAUGUGGUAGCUGCCGGAGAUCCCAAUCUUCACCAACAAACUGUAUUAUCAUUGGAAUGGAAGUGAAGCUUAUUCUGACAUGUGACGACGCAAUUCAGUUCUUACUUUAGCUUAUAUUAACUCUCAGAACUUUCAGCGAAUAGCAUCAUAAGAGUUGUGUUUUUAUUUAUGAUACACAUAUUUGACUUGUUCGUUUAUGAACAACCAUCAAUUUCGAUGAUAUUAGCAGCUUUACCAAGAUUCUUUACAA
This is a messenger RNA of Spinacia oleracea (spinach), 1420 nucleotides long. RefSeq names its product bifunctional phosphatase IMPL2, chloroplastic. The coding region runs from base 16 to 1236 and encodes 406 amino acids. The record is from RefSeq and is a predicted model, not a curated record. Gene Ontology annotation, biological process: L-histidine biosynthetic process. The transcript is spliced from 9 exons. Gene Ontology annotation, molecular function: histidinol-phosphatase activity. Lineage: Eukaryota; Viridiplantae; Streptophyta; Magnoliopsida; Caryophyllales; Amaranthaceae.